CUUUUUUCUUUGGGAAUACAUUACUGUUAAAAAUGUAGAUUAUUAGAUACAUUACUUUUAAUGAAUGUAAGUGGUAUAAUUAGAAGGCUGAAAAGAAUCCUUGGAAACGUGAGUUUAAUUUGAUAGCUAAGAAACUGAGGACAAGAUACUUAUUCUUGGUAGCAUAUUUUCUAAUGUCAUUUCAUUGUCUCACCAAGAAAUACUUGCAUAAAGCAAGUUCAAUUAUAGCAUCUGUUGAAUAUUUAAGGUUGGGUAAAGUGGGUGAGUUUAACAGAUAUUUUCCCUUAUUUCUUUUAGGCGAAUCUGGAUUGAGAAAGUUGACAUUAAUCAACUCAUUAUUCCUCACAGAUUUGUAUUCUCCAGAGUAUCCAGGUCCUUCUCAGAGAAUUAAAAAGACUGUACAGGUGGAACAAUCCAAAGUUUUAAUCAAAGAAGGUGGUGUUCAGUUGCUGCUUACAAUAGUUGAUACCCCAGGAUUUGGAGAUGCAGUGGAUAAUAGUAAUUGCUGGCAGCCUGUUAUCAAUUACAUUGAUAGUAAAUUUGAGGACUACCUAAAUGCAGAAUCGCGAGUGAACAGAUGUCAGAUGCCUGGUAACAGGGUGCAGUGUUGUUUAUACUUCAUUGCUCCUUCAGGACAUGGACUUAAACCAUUGGAUAUUGAGUUUACAAAGCAUUUGCAUGAAAAAGUGAAUAUCAUCCCACUUAUUGCCAAAGCAGACACACUCAUGCCAGAGGAAUGCCAACAGUUUAAAAAACAGGUAAAUAAAGAAAUCCAAGAACAUAAAGUUAAAAUAUAUGAAUUUCCAGAAACGGAUGAUGAAGAAGAAAAAAAACUUGUUAAAAAGAUAAAGGACCAUUUACCUCUUGCUGUGGUGGGUAGUAAUACUAUCAUUGAAGUUAAUGGCAAAAGGGUCAUAGGAAGGCAGUAUCCUUGGAGUGUUGCUGAAGUUGAAAAUGGUGAACAUUGUGAUUUUACAGUUCUAAGAGAUAUGUUGAUAAGCAGGGACGUGGAGCAGCUGUCAAAACACCAAGGGAGGCCCAGGAAAGAUGCUCGUCUCCGGGGAGGAGCGGAGGGGACAGCCAGCAUGUCUUCAGCCAGGAAGGGGGAUGACAGCACAGGGCAGCCUGUGGGGGGCAUGGCGGGAUUGAGAUGCAGGCUCAUAGAACACAUGCAGGACUUGAAAGAUGAUACUAAUAAUGUCCACUACGAGAACUACGGAAUCAGAAAACUGGCAGCUGUGACUUAUCAUGGAGUUGAUAACAAGAAGAAUAAAGGGCAGCUCAGUAAGAGCCCUCUGGCACAAAUGGAAGAAGAAAGAAGGGAGCAAGUAGCUAAAAUUAAGAAGAUGGAGAUGGAGAUGGAGCAGGUGUUUGAGAUGAAGGUCAAAGAAAAAGUUCAAAAACUGAAGGACUCUGAAGCUGAGCUCCAGCGGCACCAUGAGCAAAUGAAAAAGAAUUUGGAAGCACAGCACAAAGAAUUAGAGGAAAAACGUCGUCAGUUUGAGGAUGAGAAAUCAAACUGGGAAGCUCAACAACGUAUUUUAGAACAACAGAAUCUUCGAGAACCUUGGAAAAGAACAAGAAGAAAGGGCAGAUCUUUUAAACCCUCUAUUGACCACCAGUUACGUAUUAGUUGCCAAUAUGCCAGCUUGGACAUCAUUGUUGGAUCCGUUUGACCAGUUUGCACUAGUUUUAUCCAUAAUGAUGGAUUUAACAACAUGACAAAAAUUAUUUUUGUUGUUGUUGUUCUCGAUGGAGAUUAAGAUGCCUCGAAUUGUCUAGGGUGUUGUGUACUUAGAAAGUAACAGCUCUAAGUAGCUUUCCUACAUUUUCUUUUUUUUUUUUAAUUAAACAGAUAUCUUUGGUUUAAUGCAAGAGAACAUUUUACUGUUGUACAAUCAUGUUCUGGUGGUUUGAUUUUUUACAGGAUAUUCCAAAAAAAAAAAAGGACUCUGGAAGGUUUUCAUUGAGGAUAAAUUGCCGUAACAUGAUGCAAACUGUGCUUCUCUAUGAUAACUAUAAUACAAAGUUUCCAUUCAAUGCAGCAUAUACAAUAAUAUAAUUUAGUCUAACACAGUUGACCCUAUUUUUUGACACUUCCAUUGUUUACAAAUACACAUGGGGAAAAAAAAAACCCUAUAUGCUUACAGUGCACCUAGAGGUUUUUUUUUUAAAUAACAAUCUCUUUUUGUUUGUUUGUUUUGGAUUCGUUAAAUAUAUAUUUUUCUCAUUUAGUGCCCUCCUUAGCCAGAGUCUCAUUACUGCUUCAUUUUUGUAAUAACAUUUAAUUUAGAUAUUUUCCAUAUAUUGGCCCUGCUAAAAUAGAAUACAGCAUCUUUCAUAUGGUAGGAACCAACAAGGAAACUUUGCAUUAACUCCCUUUUUACACUUUAUGGUAAGUAGCAGGGGAAAAUGCAUUUAUAGAUCAUUUCUAGGCAAAAUCAUUUCUAGGCAAAGCUAAUGACCAACCUGUUUCUACCUGUAUGCAGUCUCUUUAUUUUACUAGAAAUGGGAAUCAUGGCCUCUUGAAGAGAAAAAAAGUCACCAUUCUGCGUUUAGCUGUAUUCAUAUAUUGCAUUUCUGUAUGUUUUGUUUGUAUUGUAAAAAAUUCACAUAAUAAGCCAUGUAGUGAUGUAAUAAUAGAGUGUGGGGGCUUCAAUAUUCUACAGUCGAUGUACAAGAGUAGAGUAUGUUUGGGAAGAAACUUUUCAACUUGAAUUUGCCUCCUCUGUGAUGACAUCUCUUAUAUGCUUGUGCUGAUUUUCUAAUUUAAGAGAUACCAUAUCUCUCUAUUCAUUUCUAUCUCUCAUUUGUAUGCUUAUUUUUCUGAGAACAAUUUUUUUUUUUUCCUAGACAGGGUCUUGCUUCGUUGCCCAGGCUGGAGUGCAGUGGCACAAACACGACUCACUGCAGCCUCAACCCUCUGGGCUCAAGCAGUCCUUCUGCCUCAGCCCCUUGAGUAGCUGGGACUGCAGGCGUGCACCACCAUGCCUGGCUAAUUUUUGUAUUUUUUGUAGAGAUGGGGUUUCAUUAUGUGGCCCAGGCCGAUCUCGAACUCCUAAGCUCAAGUGAUCCACCCACCUCAACCUCCCAAAGUUCUGGGAUUACAAGCAUGAGCCAUCAUGCCUGGCCUCUGAGAAGUUUCUAACUCAUUCAGAUUAGGUAUACUCUCAAGUCCCUGGAAACUGAAUUUUUUAACUGGAAAGAGAGUGGUGUAAUUUCUCAAGGUCAAAUGAUGUAGAUUUUAACAUAAUACAUAAUUUAAGUGUAAUUAAUGUAGCCCAGUUUAUUAUCUUGAAAUGUUUUACCCUAUUUACUUUUUAAAUUAAUGACCUAAGCAGAGGGAAUAAUUAUAAGUCAAUAGCAGA
Molecule: messenger RNA, 3368 nt
Organism: Pongo pygmaeus (Bornean orangutan)
Lineage: Eukaryota; Metazoa; Chordata; Mammalia; Primates; Hominidae
Product: septin-7-like
Exons: 13
Coding region: 174-1676 (500 amino acids)
Molecular function (GO): GTP binding
Source: RefSeq, a predicted model, not a curated record